AUGGUGGAUGAUCCAACAUCUCAAAAAGAGCAAGACCAAGCAAUUCCUGAUGACUAUGAGAAAAUGGAGGGAUCUGCAGUUGUUCCCUGUAUGUCAGAACAGGAGCUGAAAGAAAAGCAGAGAAAUGAGCCAGUAAUGCGAGAUGUGAUUCUUCAGUUGGAAUCAGGAGACAUAGUCCUACCUGCAUUAAGAAAGGCCUUACCAGAAAGAGCAGCACCUCUAGUGAACAGUCAAGUCACCAGGCCACUGGAGUUAGUGAGCAUGGACUUUUUGUCACUGGAACUCAACCGUAGCAAUACCAAAGACAUCCUGGUGAUUAGAGACUUUUUCACCAAGUAUGCGGUCGCAGUUCCCACCCCAAACCAAAAAGCCAGAACGGUCACCAAGAGGCCUCCUGUGCUGUCUUCCUAUGCCAAGGCUGAGGACAAGCUUUUUAAAUAUCUCUUCAGCAACUACCAGAAAUGGGUGAGACCAGUGGAGGAUCUGAACAGAACAGUGCUGGUGAAAUUUGGACUGGCUAUUUCUCAGCUGGUGGAUGUGGAUGAGAAGAAUCAGCUGAUGACCACCAAUGUGUGGAUGAAACAGGAGUGGAAAGACAUGAAGCUCCAGUGGAAUCCGGAUCAUUAUUUGGGCAUCACCUCCAUCAGAGUCCCCUCAGACUCCAUCUGGAUUCCUGACAAUGCCUACCGUAUCGGGCAGUUCCGAGGUAAAAUGAUCUAUUUCCCAAAAUUGUUUCUCAUUCUAUCAAAUGGAGGGGAAAAGAUCUCCCUCUGUACGUCUGUCCUCGUCUCUCUUACAGUCUUCCUUCUGGUAAUAGAAGAGAUAAUUCCUUCUUCAAAGGUGAUUCCUCUCAUUGGAGAGAUUUGACUUGACUAUUUGGUCUUCACCAUGAUCUUUGUGAUGCUUUAAAUUGCCAUCACUGUCUUUGCCAUCAACAUCCACCAUCGUUCCUCAUCUACGCAUCACAGCAUGGCACCGUGGGUACGCUGCAUCUUUCUGCACCACCUGCCUAAACUUCUCUGCAUUCGGAGCCAUAUGGAUUGCUAUGCCACCACUGUGGGGAGCCAGAAAACAGACAGGACCGGCAGAGCAGGACUGGGUUAUGGAAAGAGUUUGGGCCAGGAAAACACUCCUCUGCUCAAUGCAGAAAAUACUCUACAGGCAGCCUUGGAAUCUAUACACUAUAUCACUCAUCAUGUUGUGAAGGAAAAUGAAGUCAGAGAGGUGGUACAGGAUUGGAAGUUUGUGGCACAGGUUCUGGACUGGGUUUUCCUGUGGGCAUUCCUCUUGGUAUCAGUGCUCGGUUCUGCUCUACUUUUCAUUCCGGUCAUCUAUAAAUGGGCCAACAUCAUCGUUCCCAUCUACGCUGGAAGUAUCAGCUAAAAAACAUGAAUGUAGACAAUAUUAUCAAUAUCAAUAAAUGGGCCAACAUCAUCGUUCCCAACUACGCUGGAAGUACCAGCUAAAACACAUGAAUGUAGACAAUAUUUAGUAUUUCAGGAUUUUUAAUUGUGAAGAGAAUAAUUACAAGAUAUAUGGAUCACUGAUAAUCAAGAAGUUUUGAGUUUUAGCUUUUCAUUACAAUCACAUCUAUGCAACUUGUGGAUUUGUGCAUGAUCAUUUCUAAUGUUACAUGCUGCGUUAUAUAUUCAUAUGUUGAAGUCAUUACAAUAAAAUUUACAAUAAAAUAAAUGUGCUUUAAUAAGAUGUUUUAAGUACACCAACAAUUUUUAUUUCUGCACAUAGUUCAAGCCUAUGAAAUAAAUGUUACUCUAAAGUUCCCCUUCUGUCGCUCUCACCACGUUGUGUCGGAGAAGCGACACUAGGAAACACUAGGGGUCUCUCUUGAGCGCCGAUA
This is a messenger RNA of Xyrauchen texanus (razorback sucker), 1858 nucleotides long. RefSeq names its product cholinergic receptor, nicotinic, alpha 5 (gene chrna5). Gene Ontology annotation, molecular function: transmembrane signaling receptor activity; nucleic acid binding; acetylcholine-gated monoatomic cation-selective channel activity. The record is from RefSeq and is a predicted model, not a curated record. Gene Ontology annotation, cellular component: postsynaptic membrane; synapse; neuron projection. Lineage: Eukaryota; Metazoa; Chordata; Actinopteri; Cypriniformes; Catostomidae. Gene Ontology annotation, biological process: signal transduction; nervous system process; regulation of membrane potential.